Ochotona curzoniae (black-lipped pika) is the source of this 4477-nucleotide messenger RNA. It is a transcript of the gene PLB1, whose product is annotated as phospholipase B1. Bases 1 to 4425 code for a protein of 1474 amino acids. The record is from RefSeq and is a predicted model, not a curated record. Gene Ontology annotation, biological process: phospholipid metabolic process. Gene Ontology annotation, cellular component: brush border membrane. The transcript is spliced from 58 exons. Lineage: Eukaryota; Metazoa; Chordata; Mammalia; Lagomorpha; Ochotonidae. Gene Ontology annotation, molecular function: phosphatidylcholine lysophospholipase A1 activity; retinyl-palmitate esterase activity; A2-type glycerophospholipase activity.
AUGGCCGUGUGGCCCAGCAUCUUCCUCCUCGGGCUGCUGCCGCUUCUGGGGCAAGUUGGUUCCAGGGAAAUAACCAGAAUUAUUAUGAUUAUUUUUUUAGGGGCAGAUCAGAUCCAAGCCUCUUCUGGAAGGAAUACAUUGGAAGGACAGCUAUGGCCAGAGAGCCUGGGGAAUUUUCCAUUCCCAUGCAACCCCAUGAAGUCAGCAGUGAGUGUGCCUUCUGAGUCAGUUCACACUCUGAGGCCUUCGGACAUUAAGUUUGUGGCAGCUAUUGGCAAUCUGGAAAUUGCUCUGGACUCCAGGGUAGAAGACCUGGGCGAGCAGCUUGGGGCUGAGAAGGUGGUGCAGCCGGCAUGUGUGGGCGUGAUGACAGUCCUCUCAGACAUCGUCAGCCAUUUCAAUCCUGCUGCUCUGACCCCACGGUGUCCCGCUGAGACGAGCGUGGUGCUGCAUCAUGGUGGUGCAGAGGAUUUGUGGGCUCAAGCUCAAGAGCUGGUGAGAAGCAUGAAAGAGAAUCAGGAACUUGAUUUUCAACGUGACUGGAAGCUCAUCAAUGUGUUCUUCAGUAACACAAGCCAGUGUUUCCCAUGUCCCUCUGCUCAACAGAUGAAGCUGGCACCACAGGGCAUGGAUAAGCUGAUGGCAACGCUGGACUACCUGCAGCAGGAGGUCCCCAGAGCCUAUGUCAACCUCGUAGACCUCUCAGAGUUGGCAGCAUUCUCUCGCUGGCGUCAGGCAUCACAGCUAAGCCCAGCGACCAAGUCCUGUAGUUGCUUGGAGGAGACCUCACAGCUGGCCAAGGUUCUGACGCAGUGGUCCUACCUGGAAGCCUGGGACAGCCUUCUGGCCACCAGCAAGUACAACAAGCAGGAGUCCUUCGCAGUGGUGUUCCAGCCCUUCUUCUAUGAGACCUCCCCGUCAUUGCUUUCAGCGGAGCCCCCACUCCAAGACCCCAGCACACUGGCCUUGAGUCUCUGGAACAAAAUGAUGGAGCCUGUAGGAAGGAAGGAAGAGCCAUUCAGUGAGAGAGAGAGGAGGCCACUGAAGUGUCCCUCGCAGGAGAACCCCUACCUGUUCACCUACGGGAACAGCAAGCAGCUGUCCAGAUCAUCACAACCCAAGGGGAAGCUUGAGGUGAGAGAGGGGACAGAACUCAGAUGUCCGGACAAGGACCCCUCGAAUGAGAUUCCCACCUCAGUUCACAGGCUGAAGCCGGCUGACAUCAAGGUCAUAGGCGCCAUGGGCGAUUCCCUCACAGCAGGCAACGGGGCCGGGUCCCUGCCCGGGAACGUCCUGGAUGUCAUAACUCAGUACCGAGGCCUGUCCUGGAGUGUCGGCGGUGAUCAGAACAUCAGCACCGUCACCACGCUGGCCAAUAUCCUCCGGGAAUUCAACCCCUCCCUGCAGGGCUUCUCUGUUGGCACUGGGAGAGAGACCACUUCCGGAGCCUUCUUCAACCAGGCAGUGGCUGGCGCCCGAGCUGAUGGGUUAGUCGCCCAAGCCCAGAGGCUGGUGACCCUGAUGAAGAAUGACACGAGGAUAAAUUUCCAGGAGGACUGGAAGGUUAUAACGGUGUUUAUUGGAGGCAAUGACCUCUGCGAUUCCUGCAAUGACCCGGCACGCUAUUCUCCUCAGAACUUCACAGACAACAUCGCCAUGGCGCUGGACAUCCUCCAUGCUGAGGUCCCCCGGGCCUUUGUGAACCUGGUGGAGGCGCUCGAGAUCUCCAAGCUGCGGGAGCUCUACCAAGAGAGUAGAGUCAGCUGCCCCAGGCUGAUCCUCAGGUCUCUCUGUCCCUGUGUCCUGAGGUUUGAUGACAACUCCACAGAGCUCGCCACCCUCAUUGACAUAAUCAAGGCGUACCAGAAUAACACGCAGCACCUGAUUGACAGCGGGCGCUAUGACUCGAAAGACGACUUCACAGUGGUCCUGCAGCCAUUCUUCGAGAACGUGAACAUGCCGAAGACCGCGGAGGGGCUGCCAGACAGCUCUUACUUCGCCCCCGACUGCUUCCACUUCAGCAGCAAGGCGCAUGCGCAUGCAGCCAGCGCUCUUUGGAACAACAUGCUGGAACCUGUUGGGCAGAAGACAAGGGAGAAUAAUUUUGAAGGCGGAGUCCAUCUCUCAUGUCCAAACCAGGUCUGGCCAUUCCUGAGCACCUACAAGAACAGCGAGCAGGCUCAUGGGACCUGGCUGCCGUGCACAGAAAGAUCCUCUUCUGGCUCCCGUCCCACCUCAGUGCAUGCCCUGAGACCCGCGGACAUCCAGGUUGUGGCUGCUCUGGGAGAUUCUCUAACUGCUGGCAAUGGAAUUGCUUCCAAACCAGAUGACCUCGCUGAUGUUGUCACUCAGUAUCGGGGACUGUCAUUCAGUUCAGGAGGGGACGACUCCCUGGAGAACGUGACCACCUUACCUAACAUUCUCCGACAGUUCAACAGUGGUCUCGUCGGCUACGCUGUGGGCACUGGUGAUGCCAGUACUACCAAUGCUUUCCUCAACCAGGCUGUCCCUGGAGCCAAGGCAGGGGAUCUGGUGAGCCAAGUGCAGGCUCUCAUUCAGAGGAUGAAAACCGACCAUAGAAUAAACUUCCAAGAAGACUGGAAGGUCAUCACGGUGCAGAUCGGAGGCAGCGACUUGUGUGACUACUGCACAGAUUCGAACUUGUAUUCUGCAACCAACUUUAUUGAACACUUGCGUGAUGCCUUGGAUGUCCUCCACAGUGAGGUGCCCAGGGCCUUUGUCAACCUUGUGGACUUCAUGAGCCCAAGUGUCAUCCGACAAGUGUUCCUGGGGAAUCUUGACACGUGCCCAGUGAAGCUUGCCAGCGCCUUGUGUAACUGUGUCCUGAGCCCACGGGAGAACUCCUAUGAGCUGACCCGGUUGGAGGCCCUGGCACAAGCCUACCAGAGCGGCAUGCGGGAGCUGGUGGAGUCAGGCCGUUACGAUACGCGGGAGGACUUCACCGUAGUGCUGCAGCCCUUGUUCCACGAUGUCCGGCUUCCUGUCCUGCAGAACGGGAGCCUGGACAGGUCCUUCUUUGCACCCGACUGUAUCCACCCAAAUCAGAAGUUCCACUCGUGGCUCUCCAGGUCCCUCUGGCGUAACAUGCUGGAGCCACUAGGAGGGAAAACAGACAUCCUGGACCUGUCAGCGAACCUUGCUCUCGCCUGCCCCACUCAGAACCAGCCCUUCCUGAGAACCUUCCAGAACAGCGACUACACGUACCCCACCAGCAAGCCUGCCAUUGAGAACUGGGGCAGUGACCUGCAGUGUACAACGUGGCGUCCUUCCAAGAGUGAUCCCAGCUCGGUCCAUGAACUCCACCCAGCACACAUCAAAGUGGUGGCCGCCCUGGGUGACUCGCUGACGCUGGCCAUAGGUGCUCGACCGAGCAACACCAGUGACCUGCCCGUGUACUGGAGGGGCCUCUCCUGGAGCAUUGGUGGGGAUGGGGCCUUGGAGACGCACACCACACUGCCCAACAUCCUGAAGAAGUUCAAUCCUUCCAUCCUGGGGUUUUCUACCGGAACCUUGGAGGAGACGAUGGGACUCAAUGUGGCAGUGCCAGGGGCCAGAGCUCAGGACAUGCCUGCCCAAGCCCGGGAUCUGGUGGAGAGAAUGAGAAACAACCCUGAGAUCAACCUGGAGAAGGAUUGGAAGCUGGUCACACUCCUUGUUGGGGGCAACGACUUGUGUCAUUUCUGCGAGAAUCCGGGAGCCGGCUCAGAGGCAGAGUACAUCCAGUACAUUCAACAGGCCCUGGACAUCCUCUACGCAGAGCUUCCAAGGACCUUUGUCAAUGUCGUGGAGGUCAUGGAGCUAGCCGGCCUGCACCAGGAUCAAGGCGGGAAAUGUGCCACACUCCUGGCAGCUCAGAGCCAAUGCACCUGCUUCCGAUACUCUCAGAGCUCUCCAGAGAUGCAAGAACUGAAGAAAAUGAAUUGGAACCUGCAGAGCGGCCUCUCCCAGCUCUCCUAUACACACCAGUAUGUGCAGCGUAAGGACUUCACCGUGGUCGUGCAACCUUUCCUACAGAAUACUCUGGUCCCACUGACUGAGACAGGGGACGCCGACCUCACUUUCUUCUCUGAGGACUGCUUCCACUUCUCCGAGCGCAGUCACGCUGAGAUGGCCAUCGCACUCUGGAACAACAUGCUGGAACCAGUGGGCCACAAGACGACCUCUAGCAACUUCACCUACAGCAGAACCAAACUCAAGUGUCCAUCUCCUGAGAGCCCGUACCUCUACACCCUUCGGAAUAGCCAGCUGCUCCCCGACCAGGCUGAAGCAGCCCCCACGGUGCUCUACUGGGCUGUGCCAGUAGCAGCAGGAGCUGGCCUACUCAUUGGCAUCCUUGCAAUGGUGGUGUGGACAGCUGUGCGGAAGCAGCGGAACCCCUCAGUGGUCAUGGCCACAGGCUUAUAGGCCCAAGCCACACUUCAACCUGGCUCCUCUACCUCAGCCACCUGCAGCCGGA